AUGCAGACAGACCACAUUAAGACUGUGUUUAAACAUAUUUACAGAAAUGUAAAAGAUCGAACAAUACGUCUGAAGCCUCGGUUGAACUACACAGAUGGAUUUCUUGUUUAUCAGAAGAUCAUAGGAUGUGAGGUGGACAACAACAGCACAGGUCUAAUGAGGUCUUGGGACUCUUUCAAUGGAAUAAACGUAGAAGAAGUAAACAUCAGCAUGCCAGAGAAAACUCUACAGAGGAAAAGCAACUACUUGUAUGAAUGGGAUGAAAAAUUACAAUCUGAUUCUAAAAAGAUGGUAUCAGAUUUGUACUAUCCAGUUUGUGUUAGAAAUUUACAGAAGUACUUUCACAAAGAGAAAAACAGAAUGCUGAGUAAGGUGAAGCCCAGGGUCAGACUCCUGAAGAAAACACUAACAGGCUCUGGAAUGGUUCAGGUGACCUGUUUGGCCACUGGUUUUUACCCCCGACACAUCAACUUGACCAUUCUCAGAGAUGGACAACCUUUGUCUGAAGACCUUGUUACUGGAGGGAUACUGCUACCUAAUGUUGAUGGAACCUACCAGAUGAGAAAGAGUCUGGAGGUCAAUGCAGAGGAACUCAAAGAGAGCUGCUACUCCUGCUCAGCUACUCGCCUUAGUCUAGACAACAAAUUGGACAUCCGCUUAGAAUAUGAUCCUGGACCACCUAUUGCAUCCAUAGUGUUCUCUGUGCUUGUGGUUCUAUUGGUGUGUCUAAUUGUACUCACGGUAGCCAUCGUUAAGUGGAGGAAAAGACACACCGGUUCCCAGUCAUCCCUUCAGUCUGAAUACACUGGAGCCUCAGGUGAGUACUUGAAAAUACACUAA
This is a messenger RNA of Chanos chanos (milkfish), 840 nucleotides long. Its product is annotated as class I histocompatibility antigen, F10 alpha chain-like. Gene Ontology annotation, cellular component: external side of plasma membrane. The transcript has 5 exons. Gene Ontology annotation, biological process: immune response. Bases 1 to 840 code for a protein of 279 amino acids. The record is from RefSeq and is a predicted model, not a curated record. NCBI's taxonomy places the organism in Eukaryota, Metazoa, Chordata, Actinopteri, Gonorynchiformes, Chanidae.